UGCGUCCUCAACAAGUGAACAGUAAGGUAUUCUUAUGUUAUGAAAUUAGACUUGAAAAUUCCCAGAUACUUAUUAAGCGAAUGCUUAACCUAUAGGAUUAAGAAAAUUCGCCCGCGUACAAGACAUGUGGUCUGCAAGCGCCUGCGCUUCUGCUCGGUGCCCGUGUCUAAUGUUGUAUACAUUGUGAUACAUACACUGCACUCCAUGCACCGUAAAAUGCAACACCUUGUUAUCGGACUAAUCUAAAUCCUACCGGGCCGUCUUGUUCUUACCCCGAUAGUGUCCUGUAAUCCCGUGCCCCUUACCACUCAUCCUCCAACUCCGGCGCACCCAAUCAUAAAACGUAUAUUCACCGAGGAAACUCCUUUUAUCUCUGUAAUAUCGGAAAUGGUUCACCUGAUCAUUUCAUAAGCAUGAA
This is a messenger RNA of Suillus subaureus, 418 nucleotides long. RefSeq lists its product as uncharacterized. NCBI's taxonomy places the organism in Eukaryota, Fungi, Basidiomycota, Agaricomycetes, Boletales, Suillaceae. The transcript has a single exon. The annotation marks the transcript as partial. The record is from RefSeq and is a predicted model, not a curated record.